ACAAUCGAAGGUUAACACCGUCCCAACAACUAACCGAUGGGGACCAAAUGGAAGCAAAGAAUAAAGUUCAAGAACUACUAAUGUAGUUUCUUCUUCUGUUCUCGUUAGUUUAUCCCUCUCUCUGAUCUGGGAAAGUCUUCCAUCCUCUCCGCUCCCCCAUGUCCUUUUGUAUAAUUCAUUACUAAUUUGUAUCUCUCAGCUUUUGUAUCGACCUUAAAUGGGUGUUGAGAUGAAGUUUCUAGGGAUGGAUUUCAGCUGUGCGUUUGGAUCUCUCAGCGACGGACAAUUCCCAGAAAAAGACUGUUUACUUCCACUGAUUUCGAAGCUCCUUGGCUACUGCAUCGUCGCCGCUUCCACCACCGUCAAACUCCCUCAGAUAUUAAAGAUUUUGAAGCACCAAAGUGUCAGAGGGCUUAGUGUUAUGGCCUUUGAGCUUGAAUUAGUUGGCUACACCAUUGCUUUGGCUUAUUGUCUUCAUAAAGGGCUCCCAUUCUCAGCUUACGGGGAGUUGGCAUUUCUUUUGAUUCAAGCUAUAAUUUUACUUGCAAUUAUCUACUAUUAUUCUCAGCCUCUGGGAACCAAGACGUGGAUGAAGGCAUUGCUAUAUUGUGGUGUGGCACCCACCAUCUUGGCUGGUCAAAUUGAUCCCAUUCUCUUUGAAGCUCUAUAUGCAUCUCAACAUGCAAUUUUUUUCUGCGCUAGGGUCCCACAAAUUUGGCAGAACUAUAGUAAUAAAAGCACCGGGGAACUCAGCUUUUUAACCUGUUUAAUGAACUCUGCAGGUUCACUGGUGCGAGUUUUCACCAGUCUCCAGGAAAAAGCUCCAACAAGUGUGGUUCUGGGCUCUGUCAUUGGUAUUGUGUUGAAUGGUACCAUCUUGAGCCAGAUAAUCAUGUACCAGAAACCAUCACAAGGGAAGAAAGAAAAGAAAAAAGAUUAGAAGAAUGAGGCUGGGCCCCAGGAGCUUUUCUCUCAAGGUGUCAUGGUGUUCUCAAGUUGGACUUGAUUCCCUAAUUAUUGAUACCCGAAGGUCAGGUAGCAUUUUUUCUUUUCUUUUCUGUAUUCGUGAUUUUCCGAGAUAGAAGUUCAUGCUUCCAUGUUGAAUCAAAUACAGUGUUUCUUCUCUGAACCAAAAUCCUUUACGUAGAUUGCUCCGUUAUGUAGAAUGGUAGAAUUGAGAUAAGCUCCGUUAUGCAACUUACAUUGUUGGCCAUACUAUUAUCAGCUUUAACAAUUAAGUGGGACAAUGCCACCCAAUCUCCUUUA
Rhododendron vialii is the source of this 1266-nucleotide messenger RNA. RefSeq names its product mannose-P-dolichol utilization defect 1 protein homolog 2. Bases 218 to 940 code for a protein of 240 amino acids. Lineage: Eukaryota; Viridiplantae; Streptophyta; Magnoliopsida; Ericales; Ericaceae. The record is from RefSeq and is a predicted model, not a curated record. The transcript has 8 exons.